Mercurialis annua (annual mercury) is the source of this 1101-nucleotide messenger RNA. Its product is annotated as transcription factor bHLH148. Lineage: Eukaryota; Viridiplantae; Streptophyta; Magnoliopsida; Malpighiales; Euphorbiaceae. Gene Ontology annotation, molecular function: protein dimerization activity. The record is from RefSeq and is a predicted model, not a curated record. Bases 279 to 935 code for a protein of 218 amino acids. Gene Ontology annotation, biological process: regulation of DNA-templated transcription. The transcript has 2 exons.
CCACAAAAAAUAAAGAAUUAAUUUAAAAAUUAAUUCUAAUGGACGCGUGGUAACUUUUGAUUCCUUUAUAAGCUUCAAAUAUCAUUUCUCUCUCAACUUCCGUCUCCUCCCCUCCCCCCCCAUAAAAAAGAAUUCCGUUCCGUUUUCUCACCACCUCCCACUCCGUUCCGUUUCCUCUCUCUCUCUUCCAAAAUAAAGGUACUCAAUUGAGAAUUUAUUGCAUCAAAAUCAAUUUAUUCGUACAGAAUCGAACCGAAUCGAUUCAUUUUUGAAUAAUCAUGGCCUCAACAACAUUGAUCUCGAAUCAUAAUCCUGUAACAGCAUCAAACACAUCUACAGAUCGAUCAAAAAGAAGAAAAAAGAAGAAAUCACAGCAAAAUCAAGCCAAAGAAAAUCAAAUUCAAGGCCAUGCGAAAUGGAAAACCGAAGCUCAACAGAAAAUUUACUCGUCCAAACUCGUUCAAGCUCUCUCUCAAGUCCGCCUCACUCCGCCGUCUCCUCCGCCGCGCCAAGGCAGAGCUGUUAGAGAAGCUGCGGAUAGAGCUUUGGCUUUUGCAGCUAAAGGGAGAACCAGAUGGAGCCGAGCCAUAUUAACCAGCCGGAUCAAACUCAAGUUUAGAAAACAGCAUAAGAGAGCGCAUAAAAUUGUGGCUAGUAGCGGCGGUUCGGUUAUUGGAACCGGAAGUAACCGGUCAUCAAAGAAGCCGAGGGUUAGUAUUUUCCGGUUGAAAAAAAAGAGUUUACCGACGGUUCAAAGAAAAGUUCGUGUUUUAGGCCGGUUGGUUCCAGGUUGCCGUAAACAACCGUUGCCGGUUAUUUUAGAAGAAGCUACUGAUUAUAUUGCUGCUCUUGAGAUGCAAGUUAGAGCCAUGACUGCUUUAGCUAAUUUACUCUCCGCCUCUAGCUCCGCUUCACCGCCGCCGACAACGAGUUGAUGAGUCUUUUCACGGCCUGCUGUCGAUUAUCGGUUUAUAUUUGUUACUUCUAUAAUAAUCUAUAUUUUUUUCUAAUUUUUAUUGAUCUCUAUUCCACUUUAUUUGGAUAAUCGAUCUCUUGUUAAAUAUUUUGUUUUUUAUUAUAAUUUUUCGAUUUUUAAAGUAA